AAAUGAAUCGGACGUAUCACGCUUUUACCACGUUUUAUUCCAAUAUCCAUACGAAAACGAAACCAUUUCCAGCAUAUAAAUCAGAUAUCUCGGAUCAUUUAGUGUCUGUUACACUAAUUUAACAGCAACAAAGAAUAAAAAAAAUCAAAAAAACAACAUUUAGUCAAUAUUUUACGAGGCGAAUAAAAGAUUGCAACAAAAAUUGGUGAUUUUAUAGUGUGUUUCAGUCGGUUUUGAGACAGAUUGUUUCAUUGCGACUACAUUAAAUUGAAUCAAUCGCAGGCGAUAAAUAAGCAUAAAGUGCUUUUAGUUUGCAUCAGAGACGGAGAGUUUCUAUUAUACUUGAAUGAAAAAAGCUCGUCAAAAUUGAUAUAAUCAUAGAAAAAAACUGGCGAAUAAAAGAAGUACUCGGUGUUAAGUAUUUUGUCUGAUUGAUUUAUUCCAUCAUCGACGACAUUUACCGGAGUAGAAAUAGUAAAGUUUGUAAUUUUAACGAUUGAGUUUUUUUCUACGCUUGUUGAACUAUAAGUAAAAACGAAACUAAUAACAACGAACAAUUGCAAUAAACCAAUUUCGUGUAAGAGAGAAAGAGUUGCGUUCGGUAAAACUUUUGCACUUAUGUGAGAAUAUAAUAUGAAGUGAAUGUUUGUUUGUUUGGUCUUCGUACGGUCAUAACUCUCGAACUCAUCGCCCAUCCAUCUUCUGUGCUAUAGUUGCAAGCAAUUCGCCUCCCAUCUUUAGUUAUUAUUUGUUACCACAUACUGUUCCACCGAUAUAUUAAGUAACAUUGAUAACAGAAACAAAUAACAACAAUCAACCCGAGCGAAUGUAGAGACAGCAGAAAAAAAGAGAGACCCGAACCGAAUACAGUGAAGACAAAUAAGCAACAACAAAAAGCAAUAGCAAUAACAAAUUGUGCGAACUCAGAUCGAAUCGUUUUGGUAGUUCAUGUACCAGUACAUCACAUACCAACCACUCGCUUUGCAAUAAAAACCAAUUGAAUCACAUUCGAAUGAGAGAAAAAAAAACACAGAGAAAGUAAUACAGCAAGAACUGAGAGUGAAAAAACAUUGUUCAGUGCAUCGUAAGCAAACCGUCUGGUUCCAUAUAUAACAUUUAUACGAUUUUACUCUGUCGGCAUUGUCGUGGUCGCCGAAUCGAUAUUGUUGGGUAAUGUCGACAACAUUUCACACAAUGUACCCAUCGUGAGUAGAGAUAGGGUGAAUUGAGAAAAACUACAACAACCACUUUUCGAAAAACAACGUAAAAUCGUAAAAUAUAAACAAGAACAACCAAAUAACUAUAACUUUAACUCAUCGAAUGGAAUUAUCGAAGAAAUAAAAGGGAAGACCCAAAAAGUCAUUUUUGCCGAGUGAAAUACAACACAAAAAAAACCAGUUGAUUCGAACGGAAACGAUUCGCCGACGCUGUACGAAUGCGACAAGACAUUUUCUGAUUUUCGUCAAUUUAUUUGUGUGCAACAAACUUCAACACAACAAACGACAGAAACAAACAAAGAACAUAAAUUAUGUUGAACCAUAUGAAAUGCCAUCGCAACUAUCGGUCCAGCAUUGGAUUGUCGCCGCAUUAUAAAAGAGCGAACGAUCGGGUUGAAUAGAGAGAAAAAAACGUUUACGAUAAAACUACGCACCGAAUACAAAUAUCGACAAUUUAAAAACAGAUUAAAGCCAAUGGUGGGCUUUCGAAUGUGAAUUAAACAUUUUUAUGCGAACCCAAUGAAAUUAACGUGCGAUAACCGCAGCAAUUUAAAUUUAGAAAAAAAAACAUUGUGUAUGCGCGAGUGUGUAAGCAUCAAAAGUGCUGUACAGUGAAACGUCGAAUUCCAAAUCAACAAGCGAAAGCGAAUUCCCAAUCAAUUCGAUAUUGGGUGAACAAAAAAAAAAAAAAAAAACAGUUCGUAGGAGAAACGAGAAGCGCACACAAAUUACACUCAUGCUUUUUUGGUUCGUGCAAAAAAAAACGGUAGCAUUUUUUUUCGGUUAACAGUACAGCCCAAGACAAUUUAAUAAAUACACUUUCAAUUAAUUACGUCAAAAUUGAAUUUUCUCUCGCUUGAAUACAUUUAGUUUGGUCGAUCGAAAAUUUAAGUGCGGAAAAAAACCACAAUAAAUAUUCACAAAGAUAUCAAAGAGACAGAAAUUGACUGGUUGCAGAGCAAUUGUUUUUUUCUUAAUCCAACACAAAAUGAGAACUGUGUACUUUACCAUGCCCAUGAAAAUGCGACGAAAUUUGAAAUUAUUGUUGUUCCUGUCAAUUAGCUGGAUGUUUUUGAUGUUCUACUACUUUCAAUCAGGCAAUCCAAAGAAUGAAAAUCGAGCGCUUCGCUUACGCGAAACAGCCACUGCACCACAAUACUUAGAUGAAAUGUCAGCAUCAACAUCACCAGCACACAAUAGUGUUCAAUUAGGAUUUUUAAUCGGCGACACAUCACCACGGCUUACAUUCGAUUACUUCGAUGAAGCCGGAUACAUACAACGCGGUGGAUUACGAACAGGCGAAGAUCCAUACCAAAGAAACCGGUUCAAUCAACAAGCCUCCGACCAAUUACCUAGUAAUCGAGUAAUCCCAGACACACGUAAUCAAAUGUGUCGUAAAAAGGUUUAUCGAAAGGAUUUACCGCCAACCAGCGUCAUCAUUACCUUUCACAAUGAAGCGCGAAGCACAUUAUUACGAACGAUAGUUAGUGUAUUAAAUCGCAGUCCAGAGCAUCUAAUUAAGGAAAUCAUUCUUGUUGAUGACUUCAGUGAUCACCCUGAGGAUGGUUUGGAAUUGGCAAAAAUCAACAAAGUUCGUGUUAUUCGAAAUGAAAAACGUGAGGGUUUGGUACGGUCCAGAGUACGAGGUGCUGAUGCGGCCAUUGCUGAGGUACUUACAUUUUUGGAUAGUCACUGUGAAUGCAAUGAAGAUUGGUUGGAACCGCUUUUGGAACGUGUUGCCGAAGACGAAACACGUGUUGUGUGUCCAGUCAUUGACGUCAUCAGCAUGGACACAUUCCAGUAUAUUGGCGCAUCGGCCGAUCUACGAGGUGGUUUUGAUUGGAAUUUGGUUUUCAAGUGGGAAUAUUUAAGUUUAGAAGAACGAGCUGAACGACACAAAGAUCCAACCACCAGCAUUGAGACUCCGAUGAUAGCAGGCGGUCUCUUUGUCAUAAAUAAAAAGUAUUUCGAGAAAUUAGGAAAAUAUGAUAUGAAAAUGGAUGUUUGGGGAGGAGAAAAUCUGGAAAUUUCAUUUCGUGUGUGGCAGUGCGGUGGUAGCUUAGAAAUUAUACCAUGCAGUAGAGUUGGUCAUGUGUUUAGGAAACGACAUCCGUAUACGUUCCCUGGAGGUAGCGGUAACGUUUUUGCGAAAAACACACGACGAGCUGCAGAAGUUUGGAUGGACGACUACAAACAAUACUAUUACGCAGCUGUACCACUGGCCAAAAAUAUUCCAUUCGGAAAUAUCGAUGACCGAAUCGAGUUACGAACACGAUUGCAUUGCAAACCAUUCAAAUGGUAUUUAGAAAAUGUGUAUCCCCAAUUGGCUGUACCUGAAAUGACGAACGUUGGCACAAUACAGCAGGGAAUCUACUGUCUGGAUACGCUUGGUCAUUUAAUUGACGGUUCAGUUGGAGUUUAUCAAUGUCACUCCACCGGUGGAAAUCAAGAAUGGACAAUUACGAAGAAGGGCCAAAUCAAGCAUCACGAUCUCUGCUUGACAUUGGUAUCGUUUGCCAAAGGUUCCGUUGUGAUGAUGCGUGUGUGUGACGAUAAUGAGAAUCAACGAUGGGAGUUGCGUGAGGGCGGUAUAUUAAAACACAGCAAAUCAAAUGUAUGUCUAGAUACGCGAUAUGUACAGGAGCAUGGCAUAACGGCCGAAUUAUGCAAUUCCGGUCUUGAUACACAAUACUGGCGAUUUGUCACAAAACAUUCGUGAGCAUAUAGAAUUAAAUUUAGGACAAAAAUCCGUUUAGAAUGAAUAAAUGCGUAAUGAUGUAUGUCAAGAGACGAAUUAGAAACGGCAUCGCUCAAGUUAAAUGAAUGCGAUCGAAUUAAUAAUUGUCUACCAUCUAAGACUAUUCCAGAAGAAUAGACUCAAAUUGUGAUUAAUUUUUUAUGCGUUUUCUCGCAGCACACGAUGUCAGUGAUUUUACUUUUUUAUGAAACAGACAUUCCACAUUUGAUCAGUCUUGCUUUAUUUUAUACUCAACAUUUCACUGGUCAAAAUAGAAAAACAUUCCAUUUUCGAUGAUUUUUAUAUGAUUUUUUUAUUUGAUUUCAUAUGUUCUUCUUUCUUAUUAUGUUAAUUUCACAAAUAGAUAAAACAAUUCAUUUAAAAGAAGAUGAUGGAAAACGAGCAUACAGUGUGAGGGAUAAUGAUGAAUUUAUGUUAAAUGGAGUAAAUAUUAUCGUACAUUUCAUAAGUAAAACAUGUAAAAUGAUAAAGAAACAAAGUGUUAACGAACUGAAAUAUAUCAAUUUAUAAAACAUGGUGGUUAUACAUUACCAUCAUCGCUCAUUCUCUAUUCUCGUCAAAAUGACACAGUGUGUUUGUGUUUGCUUUAUUUGUUAGGAAUCUAUGAUUGAUUAAGCAACUCUAUCGAUACAAGUCCAUUUCAAUCAAUGAGAAAACUUUAACAUUUGCAUUUUACCAAACAGGCCAGUUUCUGCUAGGGGCUUUUAUCUUCAAAUGUAUACGAUUUAUACUCUAAAUAGUGAACUAUAUUGCAAAAUCAUCUGUAAUACGCGCAAAUAAAUGUGCAUAACUGCAU
Contarinia nasturtii (swede midge) is the source of this 4771-nucleotide messenger RNA. It is a transcript of the gene Pgant2, whose product is annotated as polypeptide N-acetylgalactosaminyltransferase 2. Gene Ontology annotation, cellular component: Golgi apparatus. The transcript is spliced from 13 exons. Bases 2206 to 3936 code for a protein of 576 amino acids. The record is from RefSeq and is a predicted model, not a curated record. Lineage: Eukaryota; Metazoa; Arthropoda; Insecta; Diptera; Cecidomyiidae.